Copidosoma floridanum is the source of this 1348-nucleotide messenger RNA. RefSeq lists its product as uncharacterized. NCBI's taxonomy places the organism in Eukaryota, Metazoa, Arthropoda, Insecta, Hymenoptera, Encyrtidae. The record is from RefSeq and is a predicted model, not a curated record. Gene Ontology annotation, molecular function: protein binding.
UAAUGUAUUUUGAACUGGAUUUAUUAUUUUGUGUAGUUGUAUUUUAAUUUUUACUCACAGUGGUUCUUCUUAUAAUUAGAUUAGUCAAGCAUGGACUUCAAGGGAUCAGAAGAGUGCACUAACAUUUCAAUCAAGAAGAAGGAAACGAAUUACAUUGUCUUCAACAUCAACUACUCCACGAUAAGAGAAUGCACGGGAAUUGAGUACAGGUCGCCUGUAUUCAAAUUUAAGGAUUCUCCAGCAGAAGAGUGCUACAUAAGUUUCAUAUCCUCGUCCUCGGAGAAGAAGAGCAAGUAUGGUGCUAAAAACGCAGGUAUGACCUUACAUUUCAUGCGCAACGAAGUUUUUCACAACGAGCCGUGCACCUAUCAAGUAGUGGCAAGCAUUUUACACAAGCCAGAAUAUGGCACCCACUACUUUCAAAGCCAGCGUUGCGGUACCAAUGAGUUGAAGCACUCUUUAUUUUUCAACUUAUGUCAGCUUGGGAAGUCAGUGAAUAAAGACGGUCUAGUACAGGUUUGCUUUGAUACUACUAGGUUUUCUGUUGGCGAUUCAUCUUCCAUUGAGACAUUUUUACCACAAAAAGCAUUUUACAGUGACGAGAAGCUAUUUAAACUUUAUUGCUUCGCUUUGGAAGAUAGGUAUACAGAUGUCACCCUAAAAGUCGGUGAUGAAGAGAUUAGAGCGCAUAGAAACAUAUUAGCUGCUCAUAGUUCAGUUUUUGAUGCUAUGUUCAACAGCAAAAUGAUCGAGGAGCAAACUGGUGUGAUACCUGUGGAGCAAUUCACGCCCCAUGUAAUAAAAGAGUUGCUCUAUUACAUGUACACAAAUAAUGUACAAGAUUUAUCAACAAUGUUUAAUCAUUUGUACGAAGCUGCUCAUUUUUAUAAUUUAAUAGAUCUUGAGAAUCUGUGCAAAAAUUAUAUGUAUGAAAAUAUCACAGUGAACAAUGCAACUUUGAUACUACAGAUUGCUGAGAAAUAUGACGUGAAAAGUUUGUUGCGCAAAGUAAAAAAGUUUAUUUCUGAAAAUGAAUCUCAGCUGAUCAAUAAUUCGGAGUACCUCAGUUAUUUAAUGUCUGGUUUAAAUGUUACUAAUGUUGCCAAAUGUCUCACCAUAGCUGAUAAGUAUAAGUUGAAGGAUGUAAAAAACCAACUGAAAGAAUACAUCAGGGACAAUAUCAAAGAAGUAAUUAAAGACUCUAGUUAUAGAUAUUUAUACAACACACACAUGAAUUUAAUUUUAGAAAUCGACGAGUUUAUGGCAAACCAUUAUGACAAUGAACAAUAAUAAGUAUUAUGAGACAAAUGUACGAAAUAAUUUUAAAUAAAUUUUUAUUUUUUUUCAA